Molecule: messenger RNA, 2691 nt
Organism: Cloeon dipterum
Lineage: Eukaryota; Metazoa; Arthropoda; Insecta; Ephemeroptera; Baetidae
Product: pro-resilin-like
Exons: 5
Coding region: 189-2528 (779 amino acids)
Biological process (GO): positive regulation of transcription by RNA polymerase II
Cellular component (GO): RNA polymerase II transcription regulator complex
Molecular function (GO): transcription coactivator activity
Source: RefSeq, a predicted model, not a curated record
UGUCUGCUCCUCUGCCCUUCCAUUGAUAAGACGCGGCUGAUUGUGGUAAAUGCACUUCAGCACAUGCUGGUGGGAGGAUCGACUAUAAAACAUACUUCGCGUGUCAGGUAGUCAUCAGUGUGCACAGCCUCUCGGGAUAAUACAACACAGUCGCACCUUCCCUCUUCAUUUGCGCACCGCACAGAAAAAUGCACUUGCAUCCCACAAUGAGGGUGCUUGCAGUUUUGCUAGCUGCUCUGGCGAUUACCGCCGACGCAGCCGUGACGAAGGGCAAAAGUGCUGCUGCCAAGAAGCGAGAGGCUCCGAUCGCCAGCGCCAACACGCCGUCUACCUCCUAUGGUCCUCCCGCGUUCUCGCCUGGUAGACCCAUCAACACCGGCAGCUCGCCCAACAGCAGGAACGGUCAGACUGUUGCUUCCUUCCCGCAGUCGCAGCCGUCCAACUCCUACGGCGCUCCUUCUCAGCAGAGCCCUGGAUUCGGAGGACUGUCCGGAGGUCAAGGCAGCGGUCGUCUGCCCUCCUCCUUUGGUUCAUCUGGAAACAACGCACCUCGCCAGUUCAGCGCUCCCUCGUCGUCUUAUGGCGCCCCUAGCGCCCCAUCCGGCGGUGGUUUUGGCGGACAGCAGCCUUCCUCAUCUUAUGGCGCACCCUCCGGACCCAGACCUGCAGCCCCCCAGCAACCCUCGCAGAGCUAUGGUGCCCCUAGCGCUCCCCAGCAGUCCUCGCAGGGCUUUGGCGCUCCCAGCGCCCAGCGUCCUUCCCAGUCUUAUGGAGCACCCAGCAGCGGCCCCAGCGGCGGAUUCGGAGCACCCAGCGGCGGUGCCGGAGGAUUUGGUACUCAACAGCCAUCCGGUCUGUACGGCGCCCCCAGUGCUGGUAGGCCUCAGCAACCUUCUCAACAAUAUGGCGCACCUAGCGGCGGUGGAAGGCAGGGAGGAUUCGGCGGACAGCAGCAGCAACAGCAGCAGCCCUCGCAGUCUUACGGCGCACCUAGCAACGCAGGCCCCUCAGGUUUUGGAGGCCAGUCCUCUGGAAGCUCUGGUGGAUUUGGAAGUCAGCAACCCUCUUCUAGCUACGGUGCACCUUCCUCAGGUUCUAGGCCGACUUCCGCUCAGCCCUCUCAAUCGUACGGCGCUCCCAGUGCUAGUCCCAGCGGUGGAUUUGGAGGUCAGCAGCCCUCUUCUAGCUACGGUGCACCUUCCUCAGGUUCUAGGCCCUCUUCCGCUCAGCCCUCUCAAUCGUACGGCGCUCCCAGUGCUGGUCCUGCUUCUGGAUUUGGACAGCAGCCUUCCCAGUCCUUUGGAGCUCCUGGCAAUGCCGCCCCUCAGCAGCCCUCUCAAUCGUACGGUGUCCCCAGUGCUGGAUUUGGCCAGCAGCAGUCGUCAUUCGGCAACCAGAAUAAUAAUGCUGGCGGAUCAGGAUACCCUAGAGGUGGCGCAAGCCAGCCUAGUUUCUCGGCUCCUGCCUCAACUUACGGCGCCCCUCAACAGUCCGGCCCAUCUUUCGGCACCCCAAACUCCGCUCCCCAGCAGCCUUCUCAGACUUAUGGAACCCCUAACUCCGCACCUCAAGCCCCAUCCCAGCAGUAUGGAGCUCCCAGCGCCGCACCCCAAGGCCCGACCCCUGCUGCCUCAAACCCUCGUCAACAGGCCCCGUCCCAAUCAUAUGGAGCACCUAACGCCGCGCCCCAGGCACCAUCUCAAUCGUAUGGAGCGCCCAGCAGAAAUACUGGAGCUGCUCAAGCGCCUUCUCAGUCGUACGGAACACCCAACAAUGGCAACUUUGGUCUUGGUCCUGCUAGCAACACCUAUGCUAACGACCCCAGGCAGAACACACUGAGCAACCAGCAGCAAUUCGGAGGCGCCAGCAGCGGUGGCUUCGGAGGAUACCCAUCUGGAGGCUCCAGCCCAGCCCAGCAGCCCUCUCAGUCGUACGGUGCCCCUAGCUCUGCCCCUGCUGGCGGUGCUCAGCAACAAGGAGGCUACCCCAGUGGAAACCAGGGCGGCUACCCUCAAGGAGGACCAAGCCAGGGCGGAUUUUCUGCUCCUUCCCAGAACUAUGGAGCGCCCUCUGCUGGAGGAAACAACUUCGGUCCCCAGCAGCAACCUUCCCAGAACUACGGCGCCCCCAGCGCAGGAGGCAACAACUUUGGCGCUCAGCAGCCGCAGCAGCCUUCCUCGACCUACGGCGCGCCUAACCAGCGUCCUUCUGCACCGUCCAGCCAGCCAGCCCAAGGUUUCGGCGGAAACGCCGGAUUCGGUGGCUCACCGUCCCCAACAUUCGGCUCUCCCUCCCCUCAGGCUCCAGGUAGCAACUAUGGAGCUCCCGCCCAAGGAGGUUCCAACAGUGGUCCCUAUUCUCCCGCAGGAGUACCCUCUGGACCCCGCUUCAACGCUGAGCAGGUUCCCCAGAACUUCGGUGCUUCUCAGGACAACUUCAAUGCGGGUGGAAGCAGAGCCGCUCCCUCCCCCAACUACGGAACACCUUCCCACCGUGGCCCGACCGGAUCGCAAGGAUAUGUCUACUAAGUUAUUGAAAUAUCGCAUUUGUGUGUAAUUAUUACUGUUUUGUAGCUAUCUCAUUUUGUACAAAACUUGCACUCCUAAAAAAUUGCAAAUUAAUUUAUGUUCCUCGUUUAUAUGUCUUGUUGUAAAUCUUUGUAAACAAAUAAACAAUGAAUUAACAUUAAAA